AACAAUCACGUGGGAUUCAGCCAAGCAAUGACGUUAAAUUCUGCUCUGUCAGAAGACAGCAUCUGUCAAAGCCCACAUUUAAACUGCUGCCUGCCUGUGCAGCAGCUGAAGAACUACGGAAUGGAUUUUAUAGACCAGAAUCCUCGGUUAAAACAGCUCAAAACCGUUUCUAUUACUGCCUAGCAACAAUGAAGGAAGGAGUAGAGGGAAAUCCUAUUACUGAAGGCAAGUGAAGCACUACACGCUAGCACUCCCUGCUAGCAUUACCAUUAGGAAUAUGGAUACUGAAGAGCAGAGAAAACAGCACUGCAUUGUCCGACAAGGGAAACACCAGAUGUAAAAGCUCCAGUGCAGCAGCGGUGAGCACCAGACAGCCCUGCUCAGGACAAGAGAGAACUACCGUCCUUUUGUCUGAAGGAUAAACAAAAAAAACCCCAAGACAAGGACAACACUUAUGAGCAAGGAAGGUAACACAGCAACGGGCAGACAGAUGGACAGACUGGAUACUGUGAAAAGCAAUCGCAGGAAGCACACUGUUGGGGGAUGUGCGCAUGUUCGAUAGCAUCUUUUUUGCUGAAGUGAUGGCGUGCCAAAACUAUUUUCUGUGGGUAUAAUCCUCGAACCAUAAAUGGCCUGACCAAGGAAGACAAGUUUUUUAUGAAGCUGAGAAAUAGAUGCGGGUGUUUCCCCUAUCCACACAAUGCCUUUUUAAAGGGCAGAGACUGAAGAUUCUCUAGGAAACUCCUAUCUUGCAAACACAAGGAAUUAUCGUGAGUCAUUUGCAGACAAUUACUCAACGCGAACAAAAGGAAAUGAAUACCAAAGAAUAGCAGUGGAUUCAAAAACAACCAGGAAAGCAUUCUGCUUGGCUAUUGUCUCAUAUCUCAUCAUUGGAUUGUUACAACAUGCUUCAGUGGAGAAGACGACACUGCUGCUUUGCAAAGAUGACCUGGAAUACCAAAAGGUCUCUGUUCCGCACCCAUCUCAUCGGCCUGAUCUCUCUGGUCUUUCUUUUUGCUAUGUUUCUGUUCUUUAACCAUCACGAUUGGCUGCCAGGCAGGGUUGGAUUCAAAGAAAAUCCCAUGGCUUAUACUAUACGAGGAUUUAGAUCUACAAGAAGCGAGACAAACCACAGCUCUCCAAGGAACAUGUGGAAGGAUGCCGUACCUCAGACGCUCAGGCCAGUUACCAACUCCAACAACACGGAUCUGUCACUGCAAGGAGUAACUGGUUUGGAAAACACCCUCAGUGCCAAUGGAAGUAUUUACAAUGAGAAAGGUACUGGGCACUCAACUUUGUAUCAUUUCAAAUAUGUCAUCAACGAGCCUGGAAAGUGCCAGGAGAAGACCCCUUUUCUAAUACUGCUGAUAGCAGCAGAGCCAGGCCAGGUGGAAGCCAGACAAGCUAUUCGACAAACUUGGGGUAACGAAAGCCUGACGCCUGGCAUCCAAAUUGUUCGUAUUUUUUUGCUGGGGUUAAGCACUAAGAUCAAUGGAUAUCUCCAGCAUACCAUACUAGAGGAAAGCAGACAAUACCAUGACAUCAUUCAACAAGAAUACUUAGACACCUAUUAUAAUUUAACCAUUAAAACUCUCAUGGGGAUGAACUGGGUUGCAUCUUACUGUCCACACGUUCCAUACGUUAUGAAAACUGACAGUGAUAUGUUUGUCAACACUGAAUAUUUAAUACACAAGCUUCUGAAACCAGAACUUCCUCCAAGGCACAAAUAUUUUACAGGUUAUUUAAUGAGAGGUUACGCACCUAACAGGAACAAGGAUAGUAAGUGGUAUAUGCCACCUGAUUUGUAUCCAAGUGAACGUUAUCCUGUAUUUUGCUCUGGAACCGGUUACGUUUUUUCUGGUGACUUAGCAGAAAAAAUCUUUAAAGUCUCCUUAAGUAUCAGACGUUUGCAUUUAGAGGAUGUAUAUGUGGGGAUUUGUCUUGCCAAGCUACGAAUUGACCCUAUGCCUCCACCCAAUGAGUUUGUCUUCAAUCACUGGCGAGUUUCUUACUCCAGCUGUAAAUAUAGUCACCUAAUUACCUCCCAUCAGUUCCAACCUAGUGAACUGAUCAAAUACUGGAACCACUUACAACAGAAUAAGCACAAUGCCUGUGCCAAUGCAGCGAAAGAAAAAGCAGGCAGGUAUCGCCACCGUAAGCUGCACUAGAAGGACGCCUCUCCCCCUGUGUGCAAUCUGUAAAUAACCGCUGAACGCAUGUACAGUGACAAUGGAUGAGCUUCAUGGGACAGCCUUCAGUUGAUCCCCAUCACAUAGUGGAGUCUGAAAAUUAUUUUUUUAAGUUAAAAGAAGCAUAGCUCUUGAUAACACUAAUAUCAAACUAUAACCAAAAGGUUUACCCAGCAAAUCUGUGGGAAAUAAAAGAUGGUAUUAUAAGGAUUGUUGUGUUUCCUGUGCAAUAAGAAGCAUGCACACUUUGGUGGUACAAUUGCUGAUUUCUGUGCCAAUAAAAUAUAACUGAGCAUAUUUUCCACACUAAAAAAAAUUGUUUUUAAAAGUAUUGCAUUAGUAGUUUCAGUUCUCUUCCAUGGAAUGAAUUCCUGUUAUCCAGAACAGUUAUAAAUUCAAAAACUAAGGAAAUGCACAAAGGGCAGAUCAGUUUUCCCUUCACAUACCACAUGAAAAGUUUUGUAUGUUUCUUUAAUGCACAAGGCAUUUAGCAACUCCACAUUUACCAUUCACUAAGACAAUACCAAUGAACUCUAAAACACUAAGAAAGCACACUCUUAAAGCAGGUCCUGUUUUGGGAAGGUUGCUUGUUCUGGUUAGGAAGGAGUGACAUAUAAAAAUCAAAGUUUAGACCACCACUGCUUUGUACAUCACCUUUGGAUAUGAAGGUGGUGUUCUAGAUCCAGCUGUAGAUUCUCCUCACAAAGAGAUGAUUUAAAGUUAACUUUCUCCUAGAAAUCAUAAGGUGAGCUCCUAAAAUCUGGUGCCAAGUAACAUUUAUCUUGGCAUCUUCACGCAAAUUCAUUGCACCUGCUAUUAAUUUCCUUAAACAACUUCAAGGUAACUAAAAGGUUGAUCAGAAAUGCAAGGCAGAACUUCAAGUCUUUCACUCUAGUUUCAAAAUGUUGUUUUUUGUGAAAAGUGGGAAAAAAAACCCAACCAAAUCUUUGUUGUUUUUGCUGUUUUCUGCCUGCCCUUAAAAAAAAGGACCAGUCAAGGGGAAAGAGGUCUGUUAGAGAAGUCACACAACCUUAUUUUAUAAGCAGGGAAGUCUACGUCAUAAGGUAGAGAGCUACAGAUAGCAAUAUAAGCAAGAAUAAAAUUUAAGCAAUUUGACAACUUGAAGCCACAUUAUAUACCACUGAACCUAAGUUGUGAGAAGCAGGUUAAAUCUAUUUACAGCUUUCCAGUUUUCUAACAAGCAGAACUUUUCAAGCUUAUUUUCCAACAGAGUUCCUCACAGCAGAGUUGUAUCAAAUUCAGGUUAUUACUGUUUGUCACAGUGCCAGGGUAAGCCAUACCCACUCUUGAUUUAGCAGCAACUGAUGGAACUGUGAUUAGUUUUCUGUUUGACUGGGACUUUUUAAUUGGGUAAAAUACAACUAUUUGAUGUACUUUUAUUAUUUAAUAAAAUUGAUUAUAUUUAUGGUC
Messenger RNA from Pogoniulus pusillus (Red-fronted tinkerbird), 3620 nucleotides. RefSeq names its product beta-1,3-galactosyltransferase 2 (gene B3GALT2). The transcript is spliced from 3 exons. Gene Ontology annotation, molecular function: N-acetyl-beta-D-glucosaminide beta-(1,3)-galactosyltransferase activity. Bases 906 to 2168 code for a protein of 420 amino acids. NCBI's taxonomy places the organism in Eukaryota, Metazoa, Chordata, Aves, Piciformes, Lybiidae. Gene Ontology annotation, cellular component: Golgi membrane. The record is from RefSeq and is a predicted model, not a curated record.